Messenger RNA from Amphimedon queenslandica, 1194 nucleotides. Its product is annotated as 2-oxoglutarate-Fe(II) type oxidoreductase-like. Lineage: Eukaryota; Metazoa; Porifera; Demospongiae; Haplosclerida; Niphatidae. Bases 18 to 857 code for a protein of 279 amino acids. The transcript has 3 exons. The record is from RefSeq and is a predicted model, not a curated record.
UGACAAUAAUUAUUCUAAUGGAGUCUCUUCCUGUAGUGGAUCUUUCCUCUCCUGAUAAGAAAGAGACUGCUUCUCGUAUUGUUCAUGUAAUGGAGACUGUUGGAUUUCUAUGCUUGGACAAUGUACCUGGUUACAAUAUCGAGGCAGAGGAAGAACUAAUGGAGGCAAACAAAUGGUUCUUUUCUCUACCUCUCGAGAAGAAACUAAGCGUGGCAAGAUACCUUCACAAUAAUAAGAACAGGAACUUUUAUCGUGGCUAUUUUGGUCUAGAUAAAGAUUAUAGCUCGUACAAGGAAGGUUAUGAGUUUGGGCAGGAUAGCAGUACUUGUCCCGGCUAUGAAAGGGAGUCAGAUGAAGGGUUUCCAUUGACUGAGAAUAAUGUGUGGCCUCAACCUGAUCCUAAUGAGAAUGAAGACGAAAGAAAGUUUUAUACGAAGUUCAAGGAGACAGUAGGAAAACAUUACAUGAGAAUGAUGUCAGCAUCAGUCGAAUUCCUACAGCUCUUAGCUAUCGGGCUAGGAUUGCCUGAGACAUACUUCCACCACCUCUUUGUUCCAGACACACUCUCAACUCUACGUCUUCAACAUUAUCCUCCUAGAGAGUUUGCUCCUCCUGACAAAGCAAUAGAGGAUGGGCAGGUAGUAGUGUGUGAGACACAUGUGGACAGCGGGUUUGUGACGUUAUUGAUAACGUUUGGUUUCACUGGUCUUCAAGUGUUGCUACAGAAUAACAGUUGGCUUGAUGUUAAACCACGUCCUGGAUCACUAGUUGUUAAUUUAGGUAAGACACUCUCAGAAUCAACAGGUGGUAGAAUAAAAGCUACCAAGCAUCGUGUGAUUGAUCCUGGAGGGGAAUGAUACAGUUUACCAUUCUUCCUUGAGCCUGGCUACUUUGCUAAGGUACCUUUGUCUUUAUCACCGAAAGGAAAUACAUUUAGAGAGGAAAGUGAGUACAUGCAGUAUGGACCCUGGCUCAUCCAGAGCAUGAAGAAGUUUGCUGAAAGUGGGGAUGUUUUACAAAUGGUGGAACAGUCUGGAUACUACAAAAGACAAUAAAUGUUUUGACUUUGUUAUUUAUAAUAGCUUAUUAUUUUUUACUUUUGAUAACACCAGUAAAAAUAAUUACUUAGACUUUUGUACUAAAAAUAAUGGCAGUGUACAAAAAAAAACAAAUUUAUCAACUAUUUGUAUUCAG